AUGAAAGCAUCACUUUUCGUCCUCUUAUUUGCUCUCUUCGUCUGCCUCUCGAUUGCAGCACCAAUACCACCGGCAAAUACGCCACAUGGCAAUUUCAAGGUUGUCUCUCCAGCGCAAGGAUCGUACAAACAAUGGAGUGCUCAAUCAGUUUCGUGGGUUGUUGAUUGGAAUGAACCAUCUCCUUGGAACAAGCAAGUACAUGUCGCCAUCGUUGGCAACAACGGGUUUUGGAAAUACAUUGGAAAGUUCAGCUAUGGCGGUGGCUUCGCUCAAAUCAACCUCGACUCAUCAUACACCAUCGGAAAAUGGUAUUAUGCUUAUGUGUACCGCGAUGAUGAUAACAACAUAGCUGCUACUGGACCAUGGUUCGGUGUAAAUUAA
This is a messenger RNA of Paraglomus brasilianum, 381 nucleotides long. NCBI's taxonomy places the organism in Eukaryota, Fungi, Glomeromycota, Glomeromycetes, Paraglomerales, Paraglomeraceae. The record is from the annotation of a GenBank genome assembly.